AUGCCGCCGCCAGGGCACCCCCUGCGGGCUCGGGCGAUUGGACUCUACAAAGAGCUCCAUCGUCUGGGCCGAGAGUAUCCUGAUCCCAACUACCACUUUAUCCCCAAGCUCCGUGCGAUGUUCCGCAGGAAUGCGCACCUGACCGACCACGAGGAGGUGGAAAGCAAGCUGGCACUCGCCGAGUUUCGCUCUAUUCUCUGA
Molecule: messenger RNA, 201 nt
Organism: Malassezia japonica
Lineage: Eukaryota; Fungi; Basidiomycota; Malasseziomycetes; Malasseziales; Malasseziaceae
Exons: 3
Coding region: 1-201 (66 amino acids)
Biological process (GO): respiratory electron transport chain
Cellular component (GO): mitochondrion
Source: RefSeq, a predicted model, not a curated record